Messenger RNA from Nipponia nippon (crested ibis), 1889 nucleotides. The record is from RefSeq and is a predicted model, not a curated record. NCBI's taxonomy places the organism in Eukaryota, Metazoa, Chordata, Aves, Pelecaniformes, Threskiornithidae.
AUGGAGGACGAGGAAAACCAAGUGCAACUCCUGAAUGAAAAGCAGGUGCCGAACUCUGAAAGUGGUUAUGUGUGGCAUGUCACCGAUAUGAAUCGACUGCAACGUUUCUUGUGUUUUGGUUCAGAAGGUGGUACUUAUUACAUCAAGGACCAGAAGCUGGGCUUUGAAAAUGCAGAAGCUUUAAUAAGACUGAUUGAAGAGGGUAGAGGUUGUGAAGUUGUUCAAGAAAUAAAGACAUUUAGUCAAGAAGGCAGAGCAGCAAAACAGGAGCCCUUGCUUUUUGCUCUUGCAAUUUGCUCACAGUGUUCUGAUGCAAAAACAAAACAAGCAGCAUUUAAAGCUGUUCCUGAGGUGUGUUGCAUACCAACUCAUCUCUUUACUUUCAUCCAAUUUAAAAAAGAUCUGAAGGAGGGCAUGAAAUGUGGCAUGUGGGGCCGUGCACUGAGGAAAGCUGUUGCAGAUUGGUACAAUGGAAAGAAUGGCAUGGCUGUUGCUUUAGCAGUUACAAAAUAUAAACAAAGAAGUGGUUGGUCUCAUAAAGAUCUUCUGAGGUUGUCCCACCUAAAACCUGCCAGUGAAGGAAUUGCUAUAGUCACUAAGUAUAUUACCAAAGGGUGGAAAGAUGUCCAAGAGGCUUAUAAAGACAAAGCAGUUUCUGCUGAGACUGAAAAACUCUUAAAGUAUCUGGAGGCUGUGGAGAAAGUAAAGCGCACAAAAGAUGAAUUGGAAGUUACUCAUUUAAUAGAGGAAUAUGGUCUAGUUAGAGAGCAUCUCCUGACAAACCAUCUGAAAUCUAAAGAGGUUUGGAAGGCAUUGCUGAAGGAGAUGUCCAUUACUGUAUUGUUGAGAAAUUUAGGAAAACUGACAGCAAAUUCAGUGCUUGAACCACGAGGUUCAGAAGUGGCAAUAGUAUGUGAAAGACUGAGAAAUGAGAAACUGCUAAAAAAGGGUAGAAUACAUCCAUUCCAUAUUUUGGUUGCGUUAGAAACCUAUAAAGCUGGACAUGGAAGCAGAGGGAAGCUUUGGUGGCGUCCUGAUGAAGACAUUUUAGAAGCUUUAGAUGCCUCGUUUUACAAAACUUUCAAGACAGUUGAACCAACAGGAAAACGCUUCUUACUUGCAGUUGAUGUCAGUGCAUCAAUGACACAAAAAGUUUUGGGCAGCGUGCUCAAUGCUAGCACAGUUGCAGCAGCAAUGUGUAUGGUUGUAGCACGUACUGAGAAGGAUUCCCAUAUUGUUGCCUUUUCACAUGAAAUGGUCCCUUGCCCAGUGACGGCUGAUAUGACGUUACCUCAAGUAUUAGUGAAAAUGUAUGAAAUUCCAAUGGGUACCACUGAUUGUUCCCUUCCAAUGAUAUGGGCUCAAAAAACUCAGACAGCUGCUGAUGUCUUCAUUGUAUUUACCGAUAACGAGACCUUUGCGGGAAAUACUCAUCCUGCAACAGCUCUUAGAGAGUACAGAGAGAAAAUGGGUAUUCCUGCUAAAUUGAUUGUUUGUGGAAUGACCUCAAAUGGUUUUACGAUCGCAGAUCCAGAUGACAGAGGCAUGUUGGAUAUAUGUGGCUUUGAUACAGGAGCUUUGGAUGUUAUUCGAAACUUCGCUUUGGAUUUGAUUUAAUUUUCUAGGCAUCUGCUCUUCCCAGUGGAUCCAUUGCUGGCAACAGACUUCACCCUGGGAACUCCCAGCCAAAUAUACUUUAUUAGAAUAUGGCACAUUAUAUACAUAUCAGAAUGUUACCUUUUUGUGAAGGGAAAACAAGAAAAGCAGAUGAGAAAUCUCUUUUCUUUUUUCCUGUUGCACACAAUUUAAAAUAACAGUGGGAAGUUUGCUAAAAGUAGCUACAGGGCUAUACAAUACAUAAUUUCAUUUAUAAUAUAUUAUAAAUACUG